This is a messenger RNA of Clarias gariepinus (North African catfish), 5957 nucleotides long. RefSeq names its product LIF receptor subunit alpha a (gene lifra). The transcript has 18 exons. Gene Ontology annotation, molecular function: protein binding. Lineage: Eukaryota; Metazoa; Chordata; Actinopteri; Siluriformes; Clariidae. The coding region runs from base 125 to 2863 and encodes 912 amino acids. The record is from RefSeq and is a predicted model, not a curated record.
UGUGUGUGUGUGUGUGUGAGCAGUGUGUGUGUAUGAGUGUGUGUUCGGAUAAGGCGCUGAUCUCCGCUGACGAUGCCGCGGUCCUGAUGUUCCCGGAGUGUGUGACCGAGAGUUAUUGUUAUUGAUGAAGAUGAUGAGGAUGUGGACACUCCUGCUGCUAAGCUCCUGUCUCACACCUGUCCUCGUCUCCUCGGAGCUCACUGUACCCCAGAACGUGUCCGUACAGAAGGACCUGCAGUCUCAGACGCUGAAGCUGUCAUGGCGGAGCGACGCCUCGCUCUUCGACGUGGAGGUGUACCUCACUGAACUCAUGGAGCUCGUCCUCAACGAGAGUGUUUGGGUGGAGCCCAACCCUCAGACGGGGAACCGUGAUUGGUUGUGGCGGUCGGCCGUGCCUCUGGAGUGCACCUCCCACUCUAUACGCCUGAGAGCGCGACACAUGGACGCAGUAAGCCAGUGGAGCCCCCUGCUGACCUUCCGCGGUAUGGACGUGUCGGACCUGCCCAGCCCCCUUAUGUACCCUCAGGAUUCGAUCCUGGAGGUGGGCGGGAACGUGACGGUGUGCUGCAUCAUUCCGAAUAACACGAACAUCAGGUUGAUGUACGGGACCCGGGAACUGGUGGUGACCAGACUGAGCCCCAGGAGCUACAGCGCCACCAUCACCAACCUGCAGAAGUCCUCCUACACCGGCACCAACGCCGUCUGUUACUCUGAAACCACCAUGCUCACCGGCACCGUGCUCUUCAUCGGCCACCCCCCAGGUGAUGAGGGUCUGCAGUGUGAAACACGAGAUCUACAAACGGCUGAGUGUCGCUGGAGCAAGGGACGAGACACGGGUUAUCAGAAACGUGAUUUACUCACCAAGUACACUCUGAACAACAGGAGUUGUACCGUGGACAGGAUAGAGAGGAGGCCGUGUCGCUCUGAACGCUGGGAGACCAGCUGGACGCUGGUGGCCAGGAACCCCCUGGGCACGGUCCAGCUUUCUGACUCCGCCCCCAUGGACCAGCGCAUACGUCUGCUGGCGCCGACGAGCGUGAUGUCGGAGGUCGAGGCGUGGGAGGCGCGUGUGAGGUGGAACUGGACGGUGGACGCCUACAGAACCCUGGACCUGCUGUGUGAGGUGCAGCUGGAGAGCGGAGGACACGCCCACACUCGUAACUACACCGGGCGGGGUCUCUCCUCUGUGGUGUUGGACAGGCUGAGACCGGACACUGGGUACUCCUUCUCCAUCCGCUGUGCGUCUCUGCACUACUUCUGGCGUUGGGGAGACGGGAGCGCCCCCUACAGCCUGCACACGCUCACAGACCGACCUAAAGCUCCAGACAUGUGGGUGUGGAGGACAAGUGAAACUACAGGACAGGUCACAUGGAAGGCUCUCUCGCGCAGGGACAGUCACGGUGCUCUGACGGCGUACGAGGUGUCUCAGAGAGACAGGGAGGGAGACGGGUGGACGACUGUCUCUCUCCCUCCGACUGUAUCCAGCGCUCCCAUCACACUUAGCAACAGCAGUGAUGUCACAGUCGCCGUGGCGGCGCGGAACUCGGCCGGUCUCUCCGAGCGCAGCACGCUCGUCGUCCCACAAUACACUGCAGACUCUGAGUUGUCCGUGCCUGAGCUGGUGAGUAAUGGAGGAGAAGGAGGUUUAACCGUUUCCUGGAACGUUGAGCAGAACGCCACUCAGGGCUACGUGGUGGAGUGGGUGCCCUCCUGCUGCCCCGCCCACUCCGUCUGCCUCGUCCAAUGGGAGAGAGUCUCGUCCUCCAACAGCAGCGCCGUGGUCCAAUCAGAAUCUCUGGACCCUGGAGUGCAGUACACACUCUCUGUGUUCGCUCUGCUCCCUGAAGCCUCAGUGCUGCUCAGGAGGUACCACGCGUACGGGCAGGAGCAGGUUCCCCCUCAGUCUGUAGGGGCGCUGUCGGCUCGUCAGUCGGGCUCGGACGUCGUCCUCACCUGGACUCCCGUUCCUGUGUGUGAGCAGAGAGGGUUCGUCCUGGGACACACCGUGUACAUGUCCGACGCCUCCGUCCUCAACCUCAUAGCCAAUCUGACAGACCCCUUGUCGAGCUCGUACACAGUGAGGGGCGUGUCCCUGGGCACCUAUAAGUUCGCGGUGAGGUCGUACACGUCCGCCGGAGAGGGACUGGAGUCCACCGUCUCCAUCAUGACCGAGUCUGACACUAACAUGAUGCUGGUGGAGAUCCUGGUGUCGUUAGGAGUGAUGUCCCUCUGUCUCGCCAUCAUCACCACCGUCUGCUACAAGAAGAGAGAGUGGGUGAAGAAAGCGUUCUAUCCAGAGAUUCCCGGCCCUAAGCUCACUGGGGAUUGGUCAGCGCCAACGGGUCCGCUGAACUUGAAGCCGCCGGCCCACAGCCUGGUGCACAUCGUGGAGAGCCCGGAUAAGGAGGGGCUGGUCACGGUGCCGGGCGGGCAGGAGGACGGUCACCGUGACGACGAGGGCGAUAACCAGAACGUGGAGCUGGACACGGACUCGGACGAUCCCGCCCUGCUGCGCUACUACAACCAGCUGGUGAGCGACGCCUCCGACUGUUCCAGCAGCUCCAUGGACUCGGCGCAGACGCAGGUCACCUACACGGGGAUCCAAAGCCCCGCCUACCGGCCCCAGGCACAGGCCGAGGCCCGGUUCGAGGAGGAGGAGGCGCCCCGGGAGGAGAGUCCCGGCGGGGGGUACAAGCCCCAGUGCUCCUGGAGACCCGACUCGCCCGGGAUCGAGAACCUCUGCGGCUCGCUGGGAAGCCCGACCUCGGUGACGUCGUCACAGUUCCUCAUUCCAGAAACUCCAGAGGAACAUCCAGAGUCGUCGGGAAGCUGGUUCCAGAACCUCCUGUCCGGAAAAUUCUAAAUAGCGUGAAGGAAUCAUGAUAUGGAUGAAUAAUUAUGGGAUGGACCACAGCGUUAAGGACACUUCAGAUUCUCAUCAGUAACCCUGCAUUCCAUUAUGGACGAGGCCGCCGUCUUCAGAGGGAAGGUUAAAGGUUGCCGUCUUCCUCUAGUGAUGGACUGGACGUUUACGAGCUCUGACGUUGACCUCGUAAGGUUUAAUUAUGAAUGAUGUGAUGGGCGGUGACACACUACUGUACUGCAGAGGCUGAACAUUUCACUUCAUCUUUAAUGACAUGUACACAGUGUUCCUGAUGAUCAGCGAGCUAACAGGCUAAUGUAGCUAACAGGCUAAUGUAGCUAACAUUAACCGCACAUUAGCACCAGUUACAUGUCUCCCUGUGUAUAAACAUAUAUAUAUAUAUAUAUAUAGUGUAUGUCCUAUAGAGGGCGCUGUGCUGGACCGCGCAGCUUGGUUCCUUAGUAGGGUGACGGUCAGUGUUACCUUUCAGGUAUGAAGCGCUCUGAUGUUUAACCUACAGGUCACACUGGCUCUGAUAUAAGCUCACGGAUAUAACGGCAUUAUUUAGAAAAUGAACAUGAAAAGACAUGAGGGGCGGGGCUAACCCGGGAGCCAAUCAGGUCGCUGUGCCUGCGCGACACUACAGUGCUUGUUCCUGUCGUUUUUGCUAAGUGCUCUUACUUUACUGCCUUAAACCCUCCGCAGGUGAUUAGCUCACCCAGCUGCAGACAGAUGUUUAAGCUUCAUAAGUGUGUCUGCUUCCGUACAGUGUUUGAUGUUUUACAGAUGUUUAAAUGUUGCACAUGUGUACAGUGCAGUAAAGGGAACUGUUAGUGUUUAAACUCCACCCAGCGUUCUCAUAAACCGAACUGGGACGUGAUCUUUAUUUAGCGCUGGAGUUACGAGGCUAAUGUAGCUACAUCACCAAGAAUCCUACCCUGGACUCCGCCCUCUAGAUCCCCUUCAUGGGCCACACCCCCUGAGCUCCUCCCCCAUACUUUAACCUGUUUCCUUUACCCCACAUCUUAAUUAUGUUCCCAAUCUCACAGGCCACACCCAAUAAAACUCUAAGGUCCUAAUAAUUAUGUCCUGUGCUCUAGGCCACACCCCAACAACCCCGCCCAAAAAUCAUGUGUGUAUAAACACCACAUCUAAGCUCCACCACUGGAUCCUGCUUCAUAUGUCACAUUGCUCCACUUGAUUGCACCUCCUUGGCCCCGCCCCUAAACUUUUCUAUAGAUAGUUCACAGUUAGCUUCUUAGCCCCGCCCCUGAACUCUGUUUCAUAGUUAGUUCACACCUUCUAGACCCCACCCCUAGAGCAUGUUCCACAGGUCACACCUUCAAAGCCCCACCCCUAAACUCUGUUCCAUAGUUAGUUUACACCUCCUGGGCCUCGCCCUUAAAACCUGGUCCAUAGGUCACACCCUGAGGCCCCGCCCCUAGAUCACACCCCAGUACCCCACUAAAUCCUGAAAUCUAGAUUUAGCUUGCUUUGAUUGCACUUCUUAGCCACGCCCCUAGGCCUGUUUACACACCUCCUAGGCCCCGCCCCAGUACCCCACCCCAUGAAUCAUGUCCUGUAGGCCACACCCCUUAGGUUUCACGUCCAUGAAUUUGAUUGUAGCAUCAGUUCAGUAUUAUUAAUAAUAAAUUAUAUGAAUUUAUAAAAAAAAGUUUUUAGCGCCGUUAGUCUCAUAGUUUCAGUGUAAAAAUUAAAGAAAAAUUAACUGCUUCGUGCUGUUAGUGUUACUGUUUAACAGUAUGUGUGUGUGUGUGUGUGUGUGUGUGUGUGUUAGCGUGGUUAGCUCUCACCACGCUAUGAGCACAGACCCUUCAUCUCAUCCCGGCGUGCCAGUCCACAGCGAGUGGGCGUGUGCUGAUCAUCACCACACACACGCUGAGGUGUGUGUGUGUGUGUGUGUGUGUUCACAGGAGUGUUAGACAGACAGGAGGGGGUAAGACAGGGAGCAGUGAGAUCACAGAGAGGAGAUCUGUCCCAGUCUGAGGGCAGUGUGAGGACGCCCCGUCUCCUGGGGACACGCCCUCAUCACCGUGUAGAGGAGACAGGACGAGCCCACAAUCACUGUCGCCAUGGUUACGCAGCGGCACCUCGAGGCUGUUUGUUUCUGAGCAGAGAAAUUAGUGAGGGGUCGUAAAUAAACGAGUGAUGAGAGAGGACGUGUAGGUAAAGGUGUAGCAUCAUCAUCAUCAUCAUCAUCAGUUAUCAUUCAUUAAAAUAUCAGCACACGCCUACUCUGUGUGUGUGUGUGUGUGUGUGUGAGAGAGACUUAAGCUUUAAAUACUACUGUGAGAUCUUGAGUUUUAUUAAAUGUCAUUAACUGUAUUUUAUGUCAGAUAUUUUGUUGAUUUAAUUAGAUUUAAGUUGUUGCCUAUUUUUUUACUUCAUUAUUCAGUUACUCUAAGUUUUUCUCUGGUGUGUGUGUGUGUAAGUGUGUGUCAGAGCUGGAAUCGGCUCACCUGAGACGAGCCCUGUGCUCUGAUUGGUCGCAGGCUUGAGUGGUUGGGGGACGUGUGAACCUGAACAGGAAGUGGAAGCUGUUACAUGACACAGUGACUCGUUAGGAUGCUUUAGUGUUAUUCACACUCUAUUAAGCUGAUGUGUGUGUGUGUGUGUGUGUGUGUGUGUGUGGUCAUGUUUCGACUAGGGACACUAAUUCUGUAAUGACAGCUAGUGUCCUGCCCUGGUGGAGUUCCCCUAGGGAGGCAGCAUGAGGACACGCGUCUUCCAGCAGCUUCUAAUUCACAGGCUACUGCUAAUCUAGUGCACUACACAGGGAAGGGGGGGGGGGCAUUUGGGAUAGAGCCUGUAUCAGAACUGUAUUACUGCCCUACAUAGGGAGCAGGGGGUAGGGUGUAGGGAGCAGUUUGCGAUUCAGUGCAUAGUGACACUACAGACAUUUGUGAGUAAACACUGCUAGAGAUACGAAAUGGAAAUGUAUUAAUAUUAAGUAUUGUAAUAUUACAUCUUAACACUAACACUGUUGCCUUUGUGUGUGUGUGUGUGUGUGUGUGUACAUACUCUGAGACGCUAACAUACCACAUGUAUAAUGCUUAAUAAAAAAUAAACCUGA